GGGAAGGGCUGGGCGGGCUCCCUGGAGCCCCAUGAGGGCCGCAUGUGGGGGUGGUGGCUCUGCAGGGAUGGAGGGAGGUCCUGGGCGUGCCAGGGACUCCGGGAGGUGACCGCCUGGUCCUGGCGAUGCGGCCGAGCCUGCUGCUGCCGCUGCUGCUGCUGCUGCUGCUGCCUCUGCCACCAGGCCCCCUGCCUGUCCCCGGCUUGGAGGACCCCGACUUCCCACACCUGGGAGAGAGCUCGCAGCCCCCACCCUGGGCCUGUCCCUGGCGCUGCUCUUGCCCCCAGGCUGAUGUGGUGGACUGCGGGGGGCUGGACCUGCGCGUCUUCCCAGACAACAUCACCAAGGAGGCCCGGUUCCUCUCCCUGCAGAACAACCAGCUCCAGGAGAUCCCCUACAAUGAGCUGUCCCGCCUCAGCGGCCUGCGCACUCUGGACUUACACAACAACCUCAUCUCGUCGGAGGGCCUGCCGGACGAGGCCUUCGAGUCGCUCGGGCAGCUGCAGCACCUCUACGUGGCCCACAACCGGCUGUCGCUGGCCCCGCAGUUCCUGCCCCGCUCGCUCCGCGUAGCCGAUCUGGCCGCCAACCAGGUGACACAGAUCUUCCCGCUCACCUUCGGGGAGAAGCCUGCGCUCAGGUCCGUGUACCUGCACAACAACCAGCUGGGCAACUCCGGCCUCCCGUCCGAUGCCUUCCGAGGCUCCGAGGCCAUCGCCACCCUCAGCCUCUCCAACAACCAGCUCAGCUACCUGCCGCCCAGCCUGCCAGCUGCACUGGAGCGGCUCCACCUCCAGAACAACCUCAUUGCCAAGGUGCCGCGAGGGGCCCUGAGCCGCCAGACCCAGCUCCGAGAGCUGUACCUACAGCACAACCGGCUGACCGACAGCGGCCUGGACGCCACCACCUUCAGCAAACUACAUAGCCUGGAGUACCUGGACCUGUCGCACAACCAGCUGGCCACGGUGCCCGUCGGUCUGCCCGAGACUCUGACCAUCCUGCACCUGGGCCGCAACCGCAUCCGGCAGGUGGAGGCGGCCCGGCUGCGCGGGGCCAGGAGCCUGCGGUACCUGCUGCUUCAGCACAAUGAGCUGGGGGCCACGGGGCUUCCGGCCAGGGCGCUGCGCCCCCUGCGGGCCCUGCACGCGCUGCACCUCUACGGGAACCGGCUGGAACAAGUGCCGGCCGGGCUGCCGCGCCGCCUCGCGGCCCUGCUGAUGCCCCACAACCUCGUUGCGGCACUGGGCGCUCGCGACCUGGCCUCCACGCCGAGCCUGACCGAGCUCAACCUGGCCUACAACCGACUGACCAGUGCCCGCCUGCACCGAAGGGCCUUCCACCGUCUGCCCGCCUUGCGCUGCCUCGACCUGGCAGGCAACCAGCUGACCCGGAUGCCUGCAGGCCUGCCCGGGGUCCUGCGCGCCCUGCGCCUGCAGCGCAACCAGUUGCGGACUCUGGAGCCCGAGUCGCUGGCCGGGUUGGGCCAGCUGCAGGAGCUCGGCCUGGCGCACAACCGGCUCCGCGUUGGCGACAUCUGGCCCGGCACGUGGCACGAGCUGCAGGCCCUCCAGGUGCUGGACCUGAGCCACAACGAGCUGUCCUUCGUGCCCCCCGACCUGCCCGAGUCCCUGGAGGUGCUGCACCUGCAGGGCAACCGCAUCAGCCAUGUGGGCCCCGACGCCUUCCUCAGCACGCCGCGCCUGCGGGCCCUCUACCUCAGGGCCAACCGGCUGCACCUGACCAGCAUCGAGCCCCAGGCCUUCCUGGGCCUCCCGCACUUGCGCGUGGUGGACACAGCUGACAACCCGGAGCAGGUCCUGGUCCACCUGCCGCCCAGUGCCCCGCGUCGCCCUCGGGCAGGGGGCUCCUGAGCCAGCUGAGCAGCUCCAAGCCCGGGCAGAGGGGACAUUGGGAGACUGUCCAGCACUCAUGGGGGCCAGCGCCCUCUCCAGGCUGUGAGUGGACUGGAUUCUGAGGAUCUGAGGCCCGCGGUUGGUUAUCAAGCACCCACCCUCUGAGCUCCUCUACCCCUCCCCCCCCAGCACCCAGGGCUCUCCACCGAGGACUCGGGAUGACACAUGCACAGCCGGACAGCACCCCCACCCACAGCCUCUCCCUGGGCGAGACAGAAACAGGCCGAGCUGA
Cavia porcellus (domestic guinea pig) is the source of this 2145-nucleotide messenger RNA. RefSeq names its product podocan like 1 (gene Podnl1). The transcript is spliced from 10 exons. The record is from RefSeq and is a predicted model, not a curated record. Bases 126 to 1871 code for a protein of 581 amino acids. Gene Ontology annotation, molecular function: protein binding. Lineage: Eukaryota; Metazoa; Chordata; Mammalia; Rodentia; Caviidae.